Molecule: messenger RNA, 1230 nt
Organism: Fulvia fulva
Lineage: Eukaryota; Fungi; Ascomycota; Dothideomycetes; Mycosphaerellales; Mycosphaerellaceae
Exons: 3
Coding region: 1-1230 (409 amino acids)
Source: RefSeq, a predicted model, not a curated record
AUGGUCUUGGCAGCACAGGCUCUGACUGGCUAUUUCGACGACACAAGGUCAACGCCAUUGACGAAUGAGCCUGCCAGUGACUCCGUGGUAGUCACUAUCACACGAGUAACAGCCGCGUGGAAAGACAGCGGUACUACGGGACUUGACGCAAGCAAAAGGUUGGGUCCUCCGGAAUAUUCUGAUGAUCGAGCUGACGAUGAUACCAGUAAGUAUGGCCCGGGCGACCCCACAGACUGGCGACUUUACCUCAACGGAUCCGGCAAGCCUCUCGCCAGCCAGAACGGCAGACCUUGUCGGUUCGAGUUCCAAUACCGAUCGGAUGCAAAGCGUACAACGACCGUACGACCACGACUCUGUCUACCACGCGUUCGGAAGCCAUCGUCUGCCACUGAGGACGAUACUACCGAUAGGGACUCUGAGAGCGCUGAUGACGAUGAGACAGUACCUGAAGCGCCCGUCUGCGGAGCUGGCAAGAAGCUGAAGGUAGCUCGUUCCAGACGACCAGUGUUUCUGAAGAAAUGGUAUCGCGACAACAAUGACAUAGAGAACGACGAUGACGAUGAAGAGCCUGCAAAGACAGAACCAGCUCUUACUGCCCAUGCUAGCACGGCCGGUACUCCAGAAGAAGAGCAGCACAUUGAGGCGAACUCAGUGGAGAUGCCUCAGACUGCCAGAGACACUGCUACCGAAGCUGUUGCCAAUGCAGCUCAGUAUCGGGCCGCUUUGGCCCUGUGGGAGACUCAUGCGAAAAUUGAGUGGGAUCAAGAAGCCUCGCAUAGCGAUGCACACUACACCGAAGCUUGGCAGAGCAAAGUGCAGCGAGUCUCCCAAAUCCAGAUGGCACGGGUCCAAGCCGCUAAUGCGGCGAAGCAGUCCUCAGCAGACACCUCGAGUCUCGAGCGUAAGCGCUCGGCCGAUAGCAUUUCUGAUGAGCGCCACACCAAGAAGAGGCGUGUCGACAUUGAUCUCACAGUCGAUGACAAUGACGACCUGGUCGAGAUUAAGAAGGAGGAUGUCAGCGUCCGCGGUGGCGGUCUUCAUGAUUUUGCUAUUCAGCAGGAAGACAAUCAAGACAUCGAAGCCGACCAGAAAGCUGUCAAUCUGGAGCUGCGAGAGGUGCUACUGGAGCGCAAGAAGGCAGAGCUCGAGAGGCAGCUCAAGUACACGCAGAGGCGUCUACAGGCGAGUAAGAAGAUCAAGGACGAGGAGUUUAUCAAGAUCGAGGAUUGA